AUGGACCGAGGUUGGAUGUACAAUGUGCCAAGACCACAUCCGUCGUACAUUCGAAAUGUUAGAAGCUUUAUUGAAGCAGCCAACAAGCACGCGAAUAUGCGAAAAAGUAAGGAGAUAUUGUGCCCAUGCAUCGAUUGUGAUAAUAAGGUAGCUUGGAGAGAUACAGGAGCAAUCCAAUCACAUCUGCUCAAAAGAGGGUUCAAAAACAAUUACACGAUAUGGACAGAACAUGGUGAGCUGGAUCCGUGUGAAGUGCUUGGUAAUGAUGAAAGUGCUGUGGGAAUGUUAGCUAAAAAGGAUGGUAAAGUGGAUUCUGUGGAUGCCAAUCAAGAUUUUGUAGAAUUUGAUUGCGAAGACAUGUUGCGCCAUAUGGAUCCAGAAAUAUUGAGUUCUAUGGGAUCACAGAAGAAAGAUCUACCUAAAUUGGAGGGUCUGGAAAGUGCCUCAAAAGAACCUUUCUAUGAUGAAUCAAAGGGCUGUGACAAAGAGUUUACUACACUGUGUACAGUUCUUGAACUUCUUAAGUUGAAGGCUAGCACCGGAUGGUCUGAUACUAGCUUCACAGAUCUUUUAAAUUUUCUGUCCCAACUCCUACCAAAACCCAACAAACUACCAACCAGCACUUAUAAAGCGAAGAAGCUUAUAUCUCCCGUAGCUCUGGGUGUGCAAAAAAUUUAUGCAUGUCCGAACCAUUAUAUUCUGUAUCGUGGCGAGUUUGAGAACGCAACAAGAUGCCCAGUUUGCAAUGUCAGUCGAUACAAGAAGAGCUACAAUCAAGAGUGUGUGAACAAAAUCGCGAAGAUAAAUAGAAACAAGAAAGCCGCUAUCGGACCUGAAAUUGAUGAUGACACUUUUGAUGACAUGGAUGGCAAAAGGAGGUCAAAGAUCCCAGCUUUGGUGAUGUGGUAUCUUCCAGUAAUUGAUCGCUUGAAGCGUUUGUUCUCAAACCCUAGGGAGGCUGAGCUUAUGCGCUGGCAUGCUAAAAGUCGCAAGCAGAAUAACAAACAGAUUCGACACCCUGCUGAUGCAUCACAGUGGAAAACUUUUGAUCAUAUGUAUCCUGAGUUUGCCAAAGAAAUUAGAAAUGUAAGAUUUGCUUUGGGCACAGACGGAAUGAAUCCAUUUGGUGAAAAAAGAAGUAUACAUAGCACCUGGCCCGUGACUCUGACGAUGUACAACCUUCCGUCAUGGUUGUGUCACAAAAGGAAGUACAUUAUGUUGACUAUUCUUAUUCAAGGUCCGAAAGCAGCUGGUGUUGAUAUUGAUGUGUUCCUGGAACCUCUUAUGGAAGAUAUGGUGAAGCUCUGGAAUGAAGGAGUUCGAAUAUGGGAUGAGUAUCGCCAGGAGUAUUUCAACCUAAGAGCAAUUAUAUUUAUUACCAUCCAUGAUUCUCCCGGGGGCGCCACACUUUCAGGGCAAAAGACCAAAGGAAAGAAUGGUUGUGUAGUGUGCGUGGAUGGAACUGCUUCCUUAUACCUUAAAUCAUCCAAGAAGUUGGUGUUCAUGGGACACAGGCGGUUCUUGAUGAAGCAGCAUAAGUACCGAAAGAUGAAAGAGGAAUUUAACAAUGAACUGGAAAGUGAAGGUGCACCAAAGCCUUAUAGCGGGAAACUCAUUUUUGAAAUUGUAAAAAACAUUCAGGUUGUAUUCGGAAAGGGGAAAAAAACAAAGUAG
Molecule: messenger RNA, 1674 nt
Organism: Panicum hallii
Lineage: Eukaryota; Viridiplantae; Streptophyta; Magnoliopsida; Poales; Poaceae
Exons: 1
Coding region: 1-1674 (557 amino acids)
Source: RefSeq, a predicted model, not a curated record